This is a messenger RNA of Nestor notabilis (Kea), 444 nucleotides long. RefSeq names its product M-phase phosphoprotein 6 (gene MPHOSPH6). The transcript is spliced from 4 exons. The record is from RefSeq and is a predicted model, not a curated record. Gene Ontology annotation, biological process: maturation of 5.8S rRNA. NCBI's taxonomy places the organism in Eukaryota, Metazoa, Chordata, Aves, Psittaciformes, Psittacidae. Bases 1 to 444 code for a protein of 147 amino acids.
AUGCAAAGGGGUUUGGAUGCACAAACCAAAAAAGAGCUAGAAGAAGAAGAAAAGAAGGUCAUUAAUGAAGAACACUGGUAUCUUGAUGUACCAGUCAAAAAGGCGAAAGAGUCCUUUAUCGUAGAAGAGCGAAGCUUUGUGCUAUGUGAGGAACUCCUUUAUGGCAGGAUGUCCUUCAAAGGAUUCAAUCCAGAAAUUGAGAAGUUAAUGAUCCAAAUGAACUCUAUGAAUAAGAAAGAAGAAAUUGAAGUGGAUGAUAAAAUGGAGGCUGAUGUGUCAGAUGCAGAAAUGGCCAGAAGAUACGAAACAUUAGUGGGAACAAUAGGGAAGAAAUUCAUGAGAAAAAGAGACCACCGUGUACUCAUGGAUGAAGAAGACUGUGAGAAUAUUGAGAUAAGGCCUAGCAAAAAAGCUAAGAAAAAGUUCUUAAAACCUCGGGACUAA